Molecule: messenger RNA, 4118 nt
Organism: Thlaspi arvense
Lineage: Eukaryota; Viridiplantae; Streptophyta; Magnoliopsida; Brassicales; Brassicaceae
Source: the annotation of a GenBank genome assembly
UGGUGUUGGCAUCAGAAGCAGCCAAUGCAGACUCGAGUAUAUGGACGGAAGAAAAAUGCUAAAACAGGAAACUUUGGAGCCUCUGUAGAAAGAUUCCGGCAGAGGAAUCAAUACCCAGAAAGGCUCUGGAGAUUGCACCUCCUUACUUGGGAGUGUUCCAUUGUCUUAUCUGGAUUGGUUUCUAGUGCUGAGAGGAUGAGACAGCCAAGGUUGCUGUGCAAACUGAGGGGAUUGAAGGGCCACAAAGGCUGCAACAUCGCAGGACAAGAGUUUCCACCUUGGCACCAGAUGGUGUUGUACAAGUGCGGCAAAGGCUCAAGUUCAUGCCGCAGUGGUAGUAAACUCUUUACAGCAAUAUGUGCGGAGAGGAUUUUGUGGUCGUUGCUCCAUGACAUUGACAGAGAGUUUGAUACCAACACUGAGAUCCAAAGCAGAUUCUACAAAGUUUGGGAACAAUAUACAAAGAAGUAUGGCAAGCAGGAGUUGCAAUUCAAAUCGAACUUGCAGAUUGAAAAUACAAAAACUGUGAAUAAGCAUGGUGGUUGGGGCUCUGUGCUAUCUCAUUCUAUUCAAGGGCAUGGAGAUAUACUGAAUGCAGUUGCUGGACUGUUUGGGAGACAUAAUGCACAACAAGGUCACGAGAAGGGAAAUUUGACCGGAGGCCAUGUAUACAAGUCACGAGGGUUUAUGCUGGUUGUGGAAGAGUGGUAUGAUGCUAUUACAAGUGCAGAGAUACAAUCCGAGAAUGGUCCAACAAAUACAGAAAUAUAUCAUGGGUUGAACACAAGUGUCUCCGCCAUGAAAUCACGGCGAUCGUUGGUCUCACCUUUGUUGAGCUUUGCGGGCAAUCAAAGAGAUCCUUCUUCAUCUUCUUUGAAGAUGCUGCUACCGAUCAAAGCCAAUGAUCCUAAAGCUCGACUUGUUUUACAGGCGGUAUCAGAUUCAAAAUUCAGCUCAGAGAUGAGUGGUGUCUCAAAGGAGGAGGAGAAAUCUGAUGAAUAUAGCCAAGACAUGACUCAAGCCAUGGGUGCUGUUUUGACCUACAGACACGAACUAGGGAUGAACUACAACUUUAUUCGUCCAGAUUUAAUUGUUGGAUCGUGCUUACAGACCCCUGAAGAUGUUGACAAGCUUCGUAAAAUUGGGGUCAAAACCAUAUUUUGCUUGCAACAAGAUCCAGACUUGGAAUAUUUUGGAGUAGAUAUAAGCAGCAUCCAAGCAUAUGCUGACAAAUGUGAUGAUAUUCAGCAUAUUCGCUGCGAAAUAAGAGAUUUUGAUGCAUUUGAUUUGAGAAUGCGUCUUCCUGCUGUGGUUAGUACACUGUACAAAGCUGUUAAGCGAAAUGGAGGAGUUACAUACGUGCAUUGCACUGCUGGAAUGGGGAGGGCUCCUGCUGUUGCGUUGACGUACAUGUUCUGGGUGCAAGGCUAUAAACUUAUGGAGGCUCAUAAGCUACUUAUGAGCAAAAGAUCGUGCUUUCCGAAGCUGGAUGCUAUCAAAAAUGCAACAAUUGAUGUUCUUACAGGACUUAAGAGGAAGACUGUUACUCUGACAUUGAAAGACAAGGGAUUCUCCACCGUAGAAAUUUCUGGCCUUGACAUUGGAUGGGGACAGAGGAUACCUCUGACGCUGGACAAGGGAACAGGUUUCUGGAGCCUAAAGAGAGAAUUGCCUGAAGGACAGUUUGAAUAUAAAUACAUCAUAGAUGGUGAAUGGACACACAAUGAGCUCGAGCCGUUUAUUGGACCUAACAAAGACGGCCAUACCAAUAAUUACGCAAAAGUAGUGGAUGAUCCAACGAGCGUGGAUGGUGCAACCCGGGAGAGGUUAACGAGCGAAGACCCUGAGCUUUUGGAGGAAGAACGAUUGAAACUAAUCCAGUUCUUGGAGACUUGUUCUGAGGCACAAGUUUGAGAGUUGAGAGCAUCCUUUUUAACGCUGUGAAUGCACUUACUAGUAACAAUAAAAUGCUUAUGUUGCUAAUACAUAAAGCUAACGUUUUAUAGCAGAAAACGCAUGAAAUUAGUUGUAUUAUGUUCAAGAAUAUAUACUACAUAGACUUUCAAUCUUUGUUCUUUUUCAUUACAUUUAAAAAUAUUAAAAAAAUUGGAACAACUAUCAAGGACAAUCAGUUCACAACACUCACCAAUGGAAUGUGUGCCCGAAAGUUAACCAAAUAACCUCGAGAGUUACGAUUUUGCCCCGAAAGUUGAAAUAAUUACCAAAUUCCCGCUUGCGCCUCCCAACACUCAGAGAACUGUGGUUCUGUGUAGGUGCGUAGGGUUUUAGUCCAUUUGCAAAGAUGACUCGUGAAUUUUAAUCUCUCUCACUCUCUCUUUCCUUUCUUCUCGCGGUCGCAGUAGGAUAUAUAUAGAGAGAACAAAGAGAGAGAAGAUGCACUCUCUAAAGACAACUUGCGUGGGGCAAAUAUAUGCUCUAGCUAAGCCCCACGAUUCUGUAGGCAAGAGGACGCGUAAUCGGAUUCCCAAAGAGGAGAGAAAGACUCUGGUGGAAUCUUUCAUAAAGAAGCACCAAAGCCUAAACAAUGGGAGUUUUCCUUCACUUAGCCUCACACACAAGGAGGUGGGUGGAUCUUUCUACACCAUAAGGGAGAUUGUUAGAGAGAUUAUCCAGGAAAAUAGAGUUCUUGGAACUAGUGACUUGAUUCUUCAAGGCAAAGGCUUUGACCAUUUGCAAGAUCAGAGUCUGUCAAGUUCAGUCCUGAUGGAUCCUGUGCCCCCUUUAUCUUUGUCCCCAUACGGAUUUCCAUCAGAUUCUUCCGAGGCUCGGGACACUAAGUCACCUGAAAACGGUGAAAACAUUAACGGUAGCCAUGUUGCCUCGGAAGACAGAGGAUCUGAUGUACUGAAGUACAUGGAAGUGAACGGAAAUCAAAUUUCCAAAGAAGACGUAGGGCUGCUCGUACACGAGUCUGUGGGAUCUACUGACAUAUCCAGGACUCAGUUUGCAGCAUCUUGCGAUGAAGAAAAUGAUGCCAAGCAUGAGAAAGGGAUGCAUGAUAGAGUUCAGACAGUAUGUGACAGUGUUGCAACCAAACCUCUGGAUGAAGAGCUCGAGGUGGACAACAAAGACAGAGGAUUUGAGGAAACACCUUUUAUUGAAUCAGGAGGCACCAAACCUGUUAGCAAUGACGAAAUAGUGAAUGAUGCUGGAGCAGCGAUUACCGAAACGGUGAACAUGACGAAGAGUACAUUUGGCACAACUGAUUUGCCAGCAGAAAUAGUUGUUGAGACAUUUCCAAUAAGACCUGUGACUUCAACAUUGGAGUCAUCGGUUGUACAGCCUAGUGAGCUGGAUGAAGUUUGUGAGGGUGGGAAAGGAAGUGAGGCAAAAGUGGAAACUGAUAGCAGCACCGAAACUUCUGUUGAUCUUGGAGAGAUUUCGUCAUCCACUUCUGCUGUAUCUGAAGAACAGGGGACAGAAGUCAUUGUUGGUCAAGUGCCAAAUCAUAUCUCUGUCCCUAUGGAAGAGAAAGUUGAAGGGAAAAUUGUAAAUUCUGCUUCAACAGAUGAUGAAUGUGCUGAUACUAAAGAUACGGUGGUUGCGAGUGCUGUGAUUGACAACAUCCAUGAGAGUAAGGAAUUUAGUAAUGGCGCUUUGACAACUGAACAGCAAAUGCCAACAUCUGGCACUGAGUCUGGAAGUUGCAAGAACGACAUAGCAAAAGUGGACACUAUGAGUAGCCGUGCGAGGAAUGAAAUCACAAGUGUAGAGAAGGCAACCGUGGAAGAAGGGAAACUUGAUGCUUCGGAUAGUUCCAGCUCUCAGAAAGGAAACAUUGCAACGUUAAACAGAAUUAAACCCGAAUCGUGGAAAGGGCAAUCUAAUGUGGCAGGACAAGAAACAAAUCCCCUUUUGGCAGUUCUGAAAUCUUUUUUGACAGCCUUUGUGAAGUUUUGGUCCGAGUAAUAAUAUAUUGUAGAGAUAUGUUGGUUGAGUUUUAGUAGUUUUCUCAUAGAGUUGGUAAGGUUAAGAUGAGAUAUGGUUUGAAUGUGCUGUGCAAUUUUUUGUGUUGAAUGUUAUGGGUUGAAUCAUGUGUUUAAAGUGCAGAUUUAUCAGAGACGAAACAGCAAAAUUCUGAGAAUAAUCCUCUCGAG